UUUAUUUCUAAACAACAAAUUCUCUGAAGCCCUGGAGUUGCUUCGUCCGUGGUCUAAAGAUAGUAUGUACCAUGCCCUUGGGUACAGCACUAUUUUAGUUAUGCAAGCUGCUAUGACCUUCGAACAGCAGGAUAUACAAAUGGGAAUUUCUACAAUGAAGGAAGCUUUACAAACCUGCCAAAGGUUCAGGAAAAGAAGCACCGUGGUGGAAUCCUUGUCCAAUCUAGUUUCUAAACAGCCAGUGGAUCAAUUAAGUGAAGAGGAAAUGCAUGCUGAAAUCUGUUAUGCUGAAUGCUUACUGCAGAAAGCAGCUCUCACCUUUGUACAGGAUGAAAAUAUGAUCAACUUUAUCAAGGGUGGCCUCAAAAUUAGGACAAGUUACCAAAUAUACAAAGAAUGUCAUCAGGUGCUACAGAUGACUCAGGGGAACAAAAGCAAAAAUGAAACUUAUCACCAAUUUGAAGGAGGAGUAAAACUUGGAAUAGGAGCAUUCAAUUUGAUGCUGUCACUUUUACCAGGAAGAAUCCUUCGACUUUUGGAAUUUAUUGGAUUUUCUGGCAAUAGGGAGUUGGGCCUCCAUCAGCUACGAGAAGGUGCAUCUGGCAACAGCUUGAGGGCUAUUUUAUGUACUUUCACCUUAUUGGUUUAUCAUACUUAUGUCUCCUUAAUCCUUGGUACAGGAGAAGCCAACCUUCAUGAAGCAGAUAGUCUCCUUGAACCCUACCUCCAGAAGUUUCCAAAUGGUUCGAUUAUAUUAUUUUAUGCUGCUAGAAUAGAUAUACUGAAAGGAAAUUUUGAAAAGGCACAGGUAACAUUCCAAGAAUGCAUAGCAUCCCAACAAGAGUGGAAGCAGAUUCACCAUCUCUGUUACUGGGAGCUGAUGUGGUGCUACACAUUCCAGCAGAACUGGCUUCAGGCAUAUCGGUAUGCAGACCUGCUCAGCAAAGAGAGCAGGUGGUCUAAGGCAAUAUAUGUAUUCCAGAAAGCAGCAAUUUUGUGUAUGCUUCCAGAGGAUGAAGUGAAAAAGACUGGUGAGGACAUUGUAUCUUUGUUCAGACAAGUGGAUGGUCUGAAACAGAGAAUUGCAGGAAAAUCUAUCCCAACUGAGAAGUUUGCAGUAAGAAAAGCUCGACGUUAUGCAAGUUCUCAACCUGUGAAGCUGAUAUUGCCUGCUUUGGAAAUGAUGUAUGUCUGGAAUGGCUUUGCAAUUGUGGGCAAAAGAGCAGACCUCACUGAAAAUUUGUUGGUAACAAUUGAAAAAGAAGAAACUGCUCUACAAAAUGAAACUAAUCACAGUGAAUAUUAUAUGGAUGAUGUGGCCAUGUUGCAAUUACUGAAAGGCCUCUGUCUGAAGCACUUAGGAAGACUCAUGCAAGCUGAACUGUGUUUCAAUCAAGUAAUUCAAAGUGAGAAGCAGAUAAAAUAUGACAAUUACUUGGUGCCAUUCACACUGUAUGAGUUGGGUCUUCUGUACAAACAACAAGAUGAGAGAGGAAAAGCAAUAAGAUGCAUAGAAACUGCAAAAAACAACUACAAAGAAUACUCUAUGGAGUCAAGGUUACACUUCAGAAUUCAUGCUGCACUUGACAGUUUGAAAGUGACUCCUGCUUCAACGCCUUGAGUUCAUUGAGAAGAGGUGUGUUUCACCUAUACAGCAGUCUACGCAACCUCUUUGGAGUUUUAUUUCUUUUUUUUUCAAUCAUGGAAAAGAAACAACCUAAUGAUUGCUUUCUAUCAUCUCUGAUUUGAUGUUUGUCAUUUCUUUAGACUAUUUUCUCUAUGGCACCUCUACCAUAUCUACUUGAUACUUUUAGAAAAGAUCUUAUAUUUUGCUUCAUAAAAAUAAUUUAAUGUUUGACUUGAAUGGGGAUAUUUAAAAAGAAAAAAAAAAGUUGCUGGUGCAAUAACAUUUAAUUCAAACACUUUAUUUUUUUAUAUGAAAACAGAUACUGGUUAUGCAAUGGAACUGGUGAUAAUCUCAGCAUUUUAUGGGGAUUUGAUUUUUUUGCUGUACACUUGGGACCUUUUGCCUCUGGAACAAAAAUGCAAUGGUUGCAGAUGAUCUUUGCCUGCAUUUGGCAAGAACCAUAUGCUGAAAUUUAUGUUCCAGAGGAAAAAAAACUAGUCUUUGACUUAAUUUCAUUUUGGGAACAAAAUGAGCUUGUCUGAAGUGCAAUAUUUUUCCACUAAACUUUGUGGGGGGAAAAAAAAGGUAAGCAGGACUACAGGUAGAAUGCCUUUGCUGAUCUAUUCCACUCAGAGUAAGUGGUUACAGGGGAUAUUUUUCAGUCAUAGAAAAGCAGGGCUACUGGGGAAAUCAAGAGAUUAUCUAGUCCAUGUUGUCACCCUAAGGC
This is a messenger RNA of Tinamus guttatus (white-throated tinamou), 2354 nucleotides long. NCBI's taxonomy places the organism in Eukaryota, Metazoa, Chordata, Aves, Tinamiformes, Tinamidae. The record is from RefSeq and is a predicted model, not a curated record.